UUCUAUUGGCGGCUUCACAGGAAGAACAACUUCAGAGUUUCUGAACUCUUUAACCUUUGUGCAUGCAUUUACGGGACUUUUCCUGAAAAUACCUGUUUACCUCCGUAAAGGUGCUUAGCUUAGCAGGGGCUCCAGGAAGGGGAUGACAGAGAUGAACACAUUCAAACUCACUGAUGAUGAGAUGGCUGAAGUUAAAAAAGAUGCUAUUGAAUCUUUACGGCCUUACCUCUGUGAAAAGAUUAUUGCAGAAAGACAUUUUGAUUACUUGCGUUCAAAAAAAAUAUUAAACAGAGAUGAUACUGAAGAAAUCAUGUGCCAAACAACAAGUCGCCGAAGAGCAGGAGAUUUGUUAGAUCGAUUAGCCAAAAACCCCAAGGGUCUCGAUGCUUUAAUUGAAUCAAUACGACUACAAGAAACACAGGAUUUCCUGAUAGCAAAAAUACUCGAUAAAGUACUUAGAGUCAAAAACAAAAAACUGGACUCAUGUAGAGGUUGCAGUUUAAGCACUUAUGAGUCAACACUAAAUGGAUCAUCACAGGAUUUUUCAAGACAAUAUACAUUUGAAGAUAAACUUUUGGUACCUGAAACUGAAUCUACAUUUCUUUAUCAUCCCGAAGGGGAAUUUAGUCUUCCUAUUCUUUUAAAUGCUUCACAGACGUCGGUAAACAAAUCUCUUUUAGAUAAGGCAAUUAUAAAGAACAGCAGGCAAAGUGGUUCUAUCUACUCUAAGCUUCCCAAACCUGGAGAGCCUGGUGCCCCUCCUCUGCCUACAGCCCUUCCAACUGAAAAUGAUAAUGUCUUAGCAAACUCUCCAAUUGACAAUCAGUUUUUGCCUUUGAGGUCCAGUUCCUUUUAUGAAGCAUGACAAUGACAUUUAUCCCACUGGUAGACAAUAUCACAGAAUGAUUCUUGUAGAUGUUAUCACUCAAUCCCAUCAAUUUUGAAAAAUGUAAGAAUCUUGACUUUGGAGAAAUUGUCACCUGUAAAACAAAGAUGAUGUUGUAAAUAAUAUGUAUAGCUGAACUGCAUACCAUUCUAAAAACUUUGAUUUAUACAAAUUAUACCACUAUAAUCAAUAUAUGGUUCUCUGAAAGGUGUGGGAUAUUUAUAUAUCUGCCUAUUUUGCAAAACAUCUUACAGUUAGUAAGUAAUCGAUAAAUAUAUUCCUGAUCUUGCUGGAUAUGUACAAAUUUCUUUAAAGGACAAGUAAGACCAAAACAAAAUGUUUUAACCACUGUGUAAUUUAUUACUGAUCAUUUUAACCUUGUGCUUGAAUCAUAAGUUGUUAUAUAUGAAAAAAUGUCCAAAUUAUAAUAUACCGCAUAUAUAGAUUAUAUUAUAUUCACAAUACAAGGCUGAUUAGUAAUUAAUUUGGAAUCUCGUUACAUGGCAGCUCAGAAUAAUAAUCAAGCCUGCUUCUAUGACAUAUGAACCUCAUUUUUUGCUUAAUGAUUUACGACAUCCCUUAAGCUUCUCAACCCGGAGCAAACUGAGCAUCUGCGCGUCAAUGACUCUCCUAACAAAAUCCAAGACGGUAGCCCUCUGUCCACAACUUAGAAUAUCUAAAUCAUUACUGUUAUAGAGAUUAAACUUUAAACUGGUGCAGUAUGUUCAGUAAAUAAACUAUAUCUUUCUACAUAUAUUCAUUUAUAAGUUUUAGGUCUCCUUAAAAAUUGCUAAGGUCUCCUUUAAUUAGAGAUUGGUAACAAUCUAUCUGUGAAUGUCCAGCUUUACACAGAAUAAUUAUGUCAAUGCUAAUAAAUAUUGUAUUUCCUAAAAUGUUUUAUGUAUUUUCAGUUUAGCUCUUAACACUGACAACACAGAUUUAUAUAUAUAAAUCUACAUAUAACUUGUGUGCCGUGUCUAAAGUAUUCUCUGUACAGGGCUGUACAUAUGACCCAGUAAACAAGCUAUAGGGCCCUCUUCCUUGUACAGACCCCCUGCCUCCAUUUAAUAAGCCAUAUUACUAUUUUUUUUAUUAGAAAUGUACUAUUUAAUUUGCCUAGAUGUUAUUUUAAUUUGGCUUUUUAUCCAUCAAUUUUUUUAUAGAUUUAUAUUUUCUUCUGGGCUAUGUUUUGAUAACUGUGAGCUGCUGUAAUAUAAUAUCUUUAUAUGCACUAGGUCAAGUUAUAC
Molecule: messenger RNA, 2133 nt
Organism: Xenopus laevis (African clawed frog)
Lineage: Eukaryota; Metazoa; Chordata; Amphibia; Anura; Pipidae
Gene: bcl10.S
Product: BCL10, immune signaling adaptor S homeolog
Exons: 3
Coding region: 143-865 (240 amino acids)
Biological process (GO): positive regulation of extrinsic apoptotic signaling pathway; positive regulation of apoptotic process; apoptotic process
Cellular component (GO): CBM complex; cytoplasm; cytosol
Molecular function (GO): kinase activator activity; transcription coactivator activity; NF-kappaB binding
Source: RefSeq, a predicted model, not a curated record